GCCGCGCGCCCCUGCGAUGCCCGCGGCGGGCGGCGGCGCCCAGGGCGCGGCCGUCGGCCGCUCCCUGCCACCCGGCCUCGCCUGGGAGCCGGCGUGCACGCACGCGCGGCCGAAGGCGCGGCCCGCGGAGCCUACCGCCUGCCGCUUCGACCUGGCAGACGUCGCGGCCGCGGACUUCCGGCAGGGCAGCUACGAGGUGGCGCACUACGCCCCCGCGGUUUGCGGUCUGGCCUUCGGGCCGCCGAACUUGGGCCAGGUGGUGCGCUUCUGCCAGGACCUGACUGCGAGGCUUCAGCUCCACGCGGGCGCGGGGCGCGUGGUCUCCCAGUACGGGCCCACGCCGGCCGAGAGGGCGAACUCCGCCGUACUGCUGGGGGCGUUCCUGAUCCUGUGCGAGGGGUGGCCCGCCGGCGCGGUGGCGGGAGCGCUGGAGGACGAGGCGGUGCUCCAGUUCCCCUGCUCCUGGGCCAGGCCAGAGAAGGCGCAGCCGCCAGUAAUGAGCGUGAGGCACUGCUGGGACGGCCUGGAGCUUGCGGGCCGCCAAGGCUGGAUCCGCCUCGGCGCGUGGGAGGGGGCCACCCCGGGAGGUGCUGGCCUCGAGGCCCAGCUGGUGGACUUGGGCGUCAGCCAGUAUCGGCGCCUGGCGCUGGAGUGCGACGCGAGCUGGCUGGUCCCGUGCCGCGAUCCUGGUGGUAGCGGACCCGAUGACCGUCAUCUCAGACCCGAACCCGUCGACUUGCUCGAGCUUCGGGCCACGGGCUGCUGGUGCAGAGGAUGUUCCGCCGCUCGCUGCAGAUGA
This is a messenger RNA of Prorocentrum cordatum, 799 nucleotides long. The record is from the annotation of a GenBank genome assembly. Lineage: Eukaryota; Dinophyceae; Prorocentrales; Prorocentraceae.